AUGCAUGUGGGAACAACAGGAUGCUGCUCGGCUAAGGUCAUCAACCCGAUGAGAGACGAUGCAGUGAGGAUGGAGGAAGACUUUCAAGAAUCCAACCUGAGGAGGCGAUCUGAUGGGGCGCACCGGAACGACCCUGCCACUCCCAGGGAUCCUGGCACCCGACACGUUGAGUCCUCAGGCCUCGCCAAGUACUCCCCGCGCGUGAUAGGAACGGACGCAGAGAAAGUGGGGCUGGGGAUCGCCUUCCAGCAGAUGGUAGCGCUGAAUCAAGAUCCCCGUCCUAAGUUAGCCGUCAAGUCCCUCGCAAUCGAAUCUCCUGCCUUCCACAGCGGGCAGAUCGAGGAGCAGGAAGGAGACGUGCUGAUUUCCAUCGACGGGAGGUCAGUGAGAGGGAUGACAGGAGCUGAGAUCGCCCCCUACAUCCUGGGCCCGCAGGGCAGCUGGGUGGAAUUAUCGUUCGAGAGGGGUGCAAUCAACGGCGGAGCUCUGAAGGUUGUGAAUGUGAGCCUGCAGCGAAGAUGGAAUCGAGUCUCGAGUACUUGA
Guillardia theta CCMP2712 is the source of this 543-nucleotide messenger RNA. RefSeq lists its product as hypothetical. The record is from RefSeq and is a predicted model, not a curated record. Lineage: Eukaryota; Cryptophyceae; Pyrenomonadales; Geminigeraceae. The transcript has 4 exons. Gene Ontology annotation, molecular function: protein binding. Bases 1 to 543 code for a protein of 180 amino acids.